Molecule: messenger RNA, 414 nt
Organism: Bactrocera oleae (olive fruit fly)
Lineage: Eukaryota; Metazoa; Arthropoda; Insecta; Diptera; Tephritidae
Source: RefSeq, a predicted model, not a curated record
AUGGUGAUCUACGAAAAGUGUCUCAUCGAGAGAGGCAAUAAAUCGCUCAAUACCAUAACAUUACAGCAGAAAUUACUACAACCACUUAGGAGUGUAUAUGUAAAUCUCUCCAUAGUACAGCUUUCGAAGAGUCUCAAUCGGGUGCUUUAUACCUUCGACAAUGUAGACGUUUGCAAUUUCCUAGUUAAACGCAGAAAUCCCGUUAUAAGACUAUUGUUCGAAUAUAUGAAACAAUUUAGCAAUGUGAAUCACAGCUGUCCAUUCCAAGACUACAUUUUGCUGCGAAAUUUAGUUAUUAAAAAUACAGAUCUAAGUCGCGUGCCAAUACCAAAGGGGGAGUACAGCGUAAUGACUUCUUGGAAACUAAACAGUAUUGGUGUGGUGGAGGUAAAUGGUUUUGGAGUUUAUGAGUAG